UCGACCAAUCACAGAUUGAUGACGCUUCACAUGUCUGUUUAUAUUUCCUGACUGUUCGAGUUACAGCGACUCAGACCACAGACCGAAUCGUUUGUGAUCAGUUCUGAAUGUGUUGAUAGACCAGGAGCCAGACCCACGAUGGCUGAGACUCCUUUGGACCCGAAGGUACUCUGCCUCUUCGAUGUGGACGGGACCCUGACGGCCGCCAGACAGCAUGUUACCUCAGACAUGGAGCAGUUCCUCCAGAAGUUGAGAGCGAGGAUUCGAGUCGGAGUAGUGGGCGGCUCCGACCUCAACAAGAUCAAAGAACAACUUGGAGAAGACGUGAUCCAGAGAGUAGACUAUCUGUUUGCUGAGAAUGGUCUGGUGGCCUAUAAAGAUGGACAAUUACUCUCAAUUCAGUCUAUCCAGGCCCACAUGGGAGAAGAGCUACUACAAGAGUUCAUCAACUUCUGUCUCAAUUACCUGGCUACAAUUAAACUGCCUAAGAAGAGGGGGACGUUUAUUGAAUUCAGAAAUGGCAUGCUGAACAUCUCACCUGUCGGACGAAGUUGCUCACAAGAGGAGAGAAUUGAGUUUUACGAGUUAGACAAGAAAGAGCAAAUCAGGGAGAAGUUUGUGUCUGUGCUGAAGGAAGAGUUCAAAGGCAGAGGAUUGGCCUUUUCUAUUGGUGGUCAGAUUAGUUUUGAUGUGUUUCCCGAAGGCUGGGAUAAAAGAUAUUGUCUGGACAUCGUGGAGAAGGACAGCUAUAAUACUAUUCACUUUUUUGGAGACAAGACUAAACCUGGUGGCAAUGACUACGAGAUCUACUCAGACCAGCGUACAAUCGGACAUGAAGUGUCUUGCCCAGAGGAAACGAAACAACUCUGCCAACAAUUGUUUUUAGUAGAAUGAGGAAUGACAAAUAAUCACUCUAGCAUGACACAGCUAGCUGUUAGCAAUAUCAAUUACCUUUCAAAUAUUUAGUGUAGGAUAAUCAACAUUUAAUUUAAAUCCAAUUGUAUGAUUCUAUAUGCUAAAAGGUGUGGGUACGAUUAAGAAUUAAGCGUUAUACUAUAUAUUAUUAAAAUGUAAACUCUUGCAAGCCCAACAUCUGACUGCAUUUGUUUUACAAGAAAGCCCGCUCAAUAAGUAAUUAAAAUGUACUCCUGAUCAGAAUAUUUGACUUAAAGAUGAUAAAAAGAUAAUAUUUUGUGUCCUAAAGAUUAAAUAUGGAGGUCUAUACCGGUC
This is a messenger RNA of Gadus macrocephalus (Pacific cod), 1230 nucleotides long. RefSeq names its product phosphomannomutase 2 (gene pmm2). Gene Ontology annotation, cellular component: cytosol. NCBI's taxonomy places the organism in Eukaryota, Metazoa, Chordata, Actinopteri, Gadiformes, Gadidae. Gene Ontology annotation, molecular function: phosphomannomutase activity. Bases 139 to 894 code for a protein of 251 amino acids. Gene Ontology annotation, biological process: protein N-linked glycosylation; mannose metabolic process; GDP-mannose biosynthetic process. The transcript has 8 exons. The record is from RefSeq and is a predicted model, not a curated record.